Molecule: messenger RNA, 1452 nt
Organism: Chaetura pelagica (chimney swift)
Lineage: Eukaryota; Metazoa; Chordata; Aves; Apodiformes; Apodidae
Gene: DBN1
Product: drebrin 1
Exons: 11
Coding region: 1-1452 (483 amino acids)
Biological process (GO): regulation of actin filament polymerization; neuron projection morphogenesis; positive regulation of axon extension
Cellular component (GO): plasma membrane; lamellipodium; site of polarized growth
Molecular function (GO): actin filament binding
Source: RefSeq, a predicted model, not a curated record
AUGAGGGGCCAGUCCAUUCUCCUCCUGGCCAUGGCUUACCCACGCUGUCUCCCCAGGGCCCUCUACACAUAUGAGGAUGGCUCUGAUGACCUGAAGCUGGCAGCGUCGGGAGGUGGAGGUUUGCUGGAACUGUCGGGCCACUUUGAGAUCCAGAAGGUGAUGUAUGGCUUCUGCAGUGUCAAGGACCCCCAAGCUGUGCUCCCCAAAUACGUCCUCGUCAACUGGGUGGGCGAGGACGUGCCGGAUGCCCGCAAGUGUGCCUGUGCGAGCCACGUGGCCAAGAUCGCCGAGUUCUUCCAGGGUGUGGAUGUCAUUGUCAAUGCCAGCAGUGUGGAGGACAUCGACCCGGGGGCCAUUGGGCAGCGGCUCUCCAAUGGGCUGGCCCGUGUCUCCAGCCCAGUGCUGCACCGCCUGCGGCUGCGGGAGGACGAGAACGCCGAGCCCGUGGGCACCACUUACCAGAAAACCGACGCCACCGUGGAGAUGAAGCGGCUCAACCGGGAGCAGUUCUGGGAACAGGCCAAGGGCACCACUUACCAGAAAACCGACGCCACCGUGGAGAUGAAGCGGCUCAACCGGGAGCAGUUCUGGGAACAGGCCAAGGUGGGGUACAGGGGGGUGCAGCUGGUGGCCCUGGGGAGCGGGGGAGAUCAGCAAGAGGAGAACAACAGGCAGCAGCUCAGGAAAUCAGAGUCAGAGGUGGAGGAGGCUGCUGCCAUCAUCGCUCAGCGGCCCGACAACCCCCGGGACUUCUUCAAGCAGCAGGAGCGGGUGGCAUCGGGCAGCUGCGAUGCCAUCUCGCCGGGCAGCCACAGGACAGGUCGUCUGCACUGUCCUUUCAUAAAGACAGCUGACAGUGGGCCGCCUUCUUCCUCCUCCUCCUCAUCCUCCCCCCCACGGACCCCCUUCCCCUAUAUCACCUGCCACCGCACCCCAAACCUCUCCUCUUUCUUCCCAUACUCCCCCAGCCCCAGUGCCCAGGAGGCCAGCUCAGCCACCCCUGAGCAGCACUGGCCCUUCCCAGGGCCUGAGGACAAGGCCACCGAGCCCUCCGGGAAUGAGCCCAGCACCAGGCCAGAGUGGACAUCAGGGGGUGACACCCUGGGGGACCUGGUGACCCUGGAGCCCACUGAGCCCUCCCUGUCACCUGCGGCUGCCGAGCCCCAGCCCGGGGGUACCCCCAACCCCGAGAGCCUCAUCGACCUGUGGCAGAGUGCUGAGCCCACCCCCCCAGCUGCCUGGCCCCUGCCUGCUGCCCCAGUCCCUGAGGGUCCCCCAGCUGCACUGCCCGAUGAGGGGCCUCUACUGAGCCUGGAUGAGCUGCCUGAGCCCCCUGCCACCUUCUGUGACGCUGAGCAGGAGGAGGAGGAGGAAGCAGCUGUGUGCGGCCCCCCCACGCUGCCGGCGCUGCUGCUGGCCCUAGACCCCCAACCCACCCUGCACCCACCCUGA